CCACCUUUGCAGCACAUCCCAUCUGGUCCGAUCCCCAUGUGUGAAUCUUAUGCCACAGAAGAAUGCGUGGGGGGCCAUAAGCUGCUGCCCCAACCCUGACGGGCACACGCCCCUCCCCCAGAUCAUAGCCUUUGACGAGCUGCGGACCGACUUCAAGAACCCCAUCGACCAGGGGAACCCAGCGCGGGCACGCGAGCGUUUAAAAAACAUCGAACGCAUCUGCUGCCUCCUGAGGAAGCUGGUGGUCCCAGAAUACUCCAUCCAUGGCCUCUUCUGUCUGAUGUUUCUGUGUGCAGCAGAGUGGGUGACCCUGGGCCUCAACAUCCCCCUCCUCUUCUACCACCUCUGGAGGUACUUCCACCGUCCUGCGGAUGGCUCUGAGGUCAUGUAUGAUGCGGUCUCCAUCAUGAAUGCUGACAUCCUCAACUACUGCCAGAAGGAGUCCUGGUGCAAACUCGCCUUCUACCUGCUCUCCUUCUUCUAUUACCUGUACAGUAUGGUUUAUACGUUGGUGAGUUUCUAAGGGGGAAGCCGGCCAGGGAGUGAGCCCAGAAUGGACCGGACGCCUGUGCACCCCCAGCCCUGCCCCUGGGCCGCAGAGGCCUCAGCCCCGGGGAGGGAGGGGGCACUGGUGCCCCCAGCCUCCUCUCCCCCACCCCAAACUGCUGCUGCGGGGACUUCCCGCCUUCAGAGCCUCCUCCCCUUGGACUAGGGCUGGGCAGAGCUCUAAAUAGGGGUAGGAGCUCCUCUGCCAGCCUGUGGGCAUGGCAGUCAGUCCUGGAAGGGGCGGGACCUCGGCCUUGUCCACUUCAGAGGGCAUUUAGGCCCUGCCACAGGGCAGGGCUUGACCCUGGAAGUUCUAGGCCGCCCCCCCACCCCCCCACCCUGGGGCUCCCCCUGCAGGUGGGGCAGUACCCACACCGGGAAUGAGCAGGCUCAGCAGGGGGGCAGCCCCACCCCUAGUCUGCCCUCCCCCAUCCCCCAGGCUUUCUCUCCAGACCCCUCCCUGUCCCCCCUUGCCCCAACCCCAGCCACCCUGUCUCUUGGACCUAUUUUCUAUGUUGCCUGGAGGAGUCCGGCACCCCCUCCCCGGCCAUUUGUGACAAAAUAUGAAUA
Molecule: messenger RNA, 1116 nt
Organism: Kogia breviceps (pygmy sperm whale)
Lineage: Eukaryota; Metazoa; Chordata; Mammalia; Artiodactyla; Physeteridae
Gene: CNIH2
Product: cornichon family AMPA receptor auxiliary protein 2
Biological process (GO): endoplasmic reticulum to Golgi vesicle-mediated transport; regulation of AMPA receptor activity
Cellular component (GO): synapse; endoplasmic reticulum membrane; COPII-coated ER to Golgi transport vesicle
Source: RefSeq, a predicted model, not a curated record